ACCUUUAAAGAUAUGGAUGACGCAAGUUGUUGAAUUCUUCGUCUAAAAUUUCGGCUAUCAAAUGGAUGAGCUAGUUGUGUUAGAAAAUGAUGAAUGUGAAGAGUCGCAAACAGUUCAAGCUGUGCACUCACCACGCUGGACUCUGAAGAAAAAUCCUUGCUUUGAUGCUUCCCGACUUAUUGAAAGGUCGCAGUCUGAUGCUCUUCUUCUCAAUUCAGACAGCUCAAAACAGCUACCUGGCCGAACUAGCUCAGUAGAUCAAAUAGGCAGUACAUUUAAGUUAAUAAAUAUCAAGCCUAAAGUCUCAGAAACAACCAAGGUUUAUUUUGAUUUAUCAAAUAUUGACGUGUCCUCUGGAGAAGCUAGUGAUGAUGAUGUUGUGACUCCCACAUCGAAGAAUAAACGUAAAAAGAAACUUAUAAAUACUUCAGCCAAACUUAUGAUGACAACCAGAGGACUGGAGACAAUACCUCAGGCCGUCGAGUCUGAUGAUGUUGACUCAACCCCACAUGUCGAUCCAUCGGUUGAUAAAGAUGAAACAUUCGAAUCUGCCCCUGGUGAACUACCAUUAGGCUCCUACCAACCUAUUCUGACGGCUGUAGGAGACUUUGAUGAUUGCCAGGGUACCAGUUCACCCUGUUUGAUAACUGAGGACUUAGACAGUAGCGAUGGAUGCAGCUGUUUCUACACAAAGUACCCGCUGAGAUUUCCCCAUGGUUAUUCCCUGAGCAAGUACCGUCACAAUUUGAAGCUGAGCUACCAGACGCUGUCCCAGAAGCUGGAGCACCACAUUGUCCAAAUGAGAGGUGCGGACCUGGUUCUGAAGAUCAAAAUUCUGCAGGACAUUUUAAAGCUGACCAAAGAGGCCUGGGACACCCCAGUCUAUGGCAGGGACCUGGCGUACAGCCUGUGUGACAUCAUAAGGAUGGAGGGCCUUCUGGACCAGCUCAUUGCCAACUGCUCUAGUCAGAACAGGGAACUCCUGCUAGCAUCUGCUAAUCUCUUAGAACAAGUGAUGUCCACGCGCAACAGAGAGCGUGUAGCGAAAGAUGGCCUUGAGGCUGUGGUGAAGAUGACCAGAGAAUAUGCUGGUGACCUUGAGAUGGCCAAAGCCGCCACAGGUAUCCUGGAGAACAUGUUCAAGCUAUCAGAGGAGACUUGUACCAAAGUCAUCAACCUUGGUGGCCUGGAUGUGAUCCUGCGCUGGUGCAGGUGCGGCACUGAUUACUCUAUACUGAGGCGGUGCGCAAAAGCUUUAGCCAACCUGUCACUGUUUGGUGGGGCUGAGAACCAGGAGAUCAUGUCCAAACAUAAGGUACCAGAGUGGCUGUUCCCACUGGCCUUUAGUGAUGACAACAGUAUACGCUACUAUGCCUGUUUGGCCAUCUCUGCUCUGGUGGCCAACAAAGAAUUGGAAGCUUCCGUCAUAAAAUCUGGUACACUUGAUUUGGUUCUGCCAUUUAUCAACUCCAACAAACCCUCCCAGUUUGCACAGAGUGACGUGACCCACAAGCAGGGUCGGGAUAAGAUCUGGCUCAAGCGGCUGAUCCCCUUGUUGUUUUCUCGCAGGCAGGAGGCGCAGGCUCUGGCAGCGUUCCAUUUUGCCAUGGAGGCCAUCAUCAAAGCAGAGCAGGGUAGGCAUGAGCAGAAAGAAAGGCAACCCACUGAAGAGUUCCUACACUUUGAGUGUGAAGUAUCUAUCUUCCAUGAGAUAGACGCAGUUGAACCACUGAAGAAAAUAGCAGGCAGUCCCAACACAGUAGCCUCUAAGUUGGCAGCUGAAGCCUUGAAGAUCAUCGGAGAGAAAAUCCCCCACAAGUUGUCCCAGCAAGUCCCACUGUGGACAGUGGAUGAUGUUGUCUACUGGGUUACUCAGAUUGGUUUUGAAGACUACGCUGGCAAAUUUCGUGAAUCUCGAGUAGACGGGGACAUUCUGCUUAUAUUGACUGAUGAUGAUCUACAUCAAGGUCUUGGAAUGGAGUCUUCCAUUGUUAGAAAAAGAUUUGCCAGGGAACUCAAAUCUCUGAAGAUCACAGCCGACUACUCCAUCAGCGAUGGCACUGGUCUGGACAACUGGCUCAUGUCCAUCAACCCUGAACUGUCGCAGUACACCUACUGGAUGCUGCGUCAAGGGGUGGACAAGUUUGAGAUCAAGUCCCUUAAGGAGGAGGAGUUGAAGGAAGAGUGUGGCAUUCAUAACAGUAUACACAGGCGGCAGAUCAUGGUUCAUAGAGAAGACCUGACCACCCCUGAGACGCCCAGCCUGCCCCACCACCACCACCACCACCACCUGCCGGCCCUGGACCCCAGCCUCAGUGUCAACCUGACUACCCUCAGGUGUAUCGAUGUCUUUAUUUGUUACAGAAGGUCCAGUGGUUCUCAACUUGCCAGCCUACUCAAAGUUCACCUGCAGCUGAGAGGGUUCUCUGUGUUCCUGGACAUUGACAGGCUGCGUGCAGGGAAGUUUGAUGAGAACCUGCUGUACAGCAUCCAGAUGUCCAGCCACUUUGUUCUCAUACUCACACCUGACUCUCUGGACAGGUGUAUAGGUGACGAGGCCCAAGAGGACUGGGUCCAUAAAGAGAUAGCUGCCGCCCUAGAGACCAACUGUAACAUCGUCCCCAUCAUAGACAACUUUGAGUGGCCUCCAGUGGAGAAGUUGCCAGCCGAUAUGAGGGGGGUCGUCAGAUUCAACAGUGUCAGGUGGGUCCAUGAAUACCAAGACGCCUGUGUCGACAAGCUGGAGACUUUUCUACGCCGCGGUCGCCGUGUCUCCCAGCAGAUCCACACUGCCCUGUCCCCUAUGCACAUGGCCAACUCUGACCCCCAGUUUCCCCCGGACAGUCCUUGCAAGUCGUCCAGCUGUCACAACCUGUUAGAGCUCACCUCGUCCUGACUUCCUGGUUCUUAUGUUGUGAGGCUUAGCUUGUUUUCUCAUGUUGGCUCUUGUGGUCAGCUUGUCAUGUGGUCAAUUUAUCAUGUGGAUUCUUGUUGUCAACUUGUCAUGUGGUCAAUUUAUCAUGUGGAUUCUUGUUGUCAACUUGUCAUGUGGUCAAUUUAUCAUUUUGAUUCUUCUGGUCUACUUGUCAUGUGGUCAAUUUAUCAUGUAGAUUCUUGUGGUCAACUUGUCUUGUUGA
Physella acuta is the source of this 3137-nucleotide messenger RNA. RefSeq names its product NAD(+) hydrolase sarm1. The record is from RefSeq and is a predicted model, not a curated record. Gene Ontology annotation, cellular component: dendrite. Gene Ontology annotation, biological process: signal transduction; response to axon injury; negative regulation of MyD88-independent toll-like receptor signaling pathway. Gene Ontology annotation, molecular function: protein binding; NAD+ nucleosidase activity; signaling adaptor activity. NCBI's taxonomy places the organism in Eukaryota, Metazoa, Mollusca, Gastropoda, Physidae.